Messenger RNA from Oryzias latipes (Japanese medaka), 1505 nucleotides. RefSeq names its product acetyl-CoA acetyltransferase 1 (gene acat1). NCBI's taxonomy places the organism in Eukaryota, Metazoa, Chordata, Actinopteri, Beloniformes, Adrianichthyidae. Gene Ontology annotation, biological process: fatty acid beta-oxidation. Gene Ontology annotation, molecular function: acetyl-CoA C-acetyltransferase activity. The record is from RefSeq and is a predicted model, not a curated record. Gene Ontology annotation, cellular component: mitochondrion.
ACAAUUCCCAGAAUGCUUGGCGGAACCAGCCCCGGACUCUGAUUGGCUGCGUUCCGCCUGCGCUUGUCUGAAGGUGAAGUAGCAAAAUUUGGGUCACAGACCCGUCCUCGUCUCCAUGAUGUGGUCCACUGGACUUCCACGUUUCGUCCUCUGCAGACAUCAGACCCAGAAUGUCCUGUCAAGAACACACACAUCCACCCCUCCUUUCCAGGAGGUGGUCAUCGUUAGCGCCACGCGCACCCCCAUGGGCUCUUUCAAAGGCUGCCUGGCGGCAGUUCCAGCCACCAAACUGGGCUCUGUGGCCAUCAGAGGCGCUGUUGAACAAGCAGGAAUAGCUCCUGAGGAGGUAAAAGAGGUCUACAUGGGAAACGUGCUUCAGGCUGGACAAGGUCAGGCCCCCACACGACAGGCCCUGCUAGGAGCAGGCUUGAGCCUGGGAACCCCGGCAACAACCAUCAACAAAGUCUGUGCGUCUGGAAUGAAAGCCAUCAUGAUGGCAGCCCAGAGUCUGAUGUGUGGUCACCAGGACGUGAUGGUGGCUGGAGGCAUGGAGAGCAUGUCCAACGUCCCAUACGUGAUGGCCAGAGAGACCCCAGCCUACGGGGGGGUGAAGAUGGAGGACCUGAUAGUCAAGGAUGGACUCACAGACGUUUAUAACAAGUUCCACAUGGGCAACUGUGCAGAAAACACAGCCAAGAACAGCCGCAUCAGCAGAGAGGAGCAGGACGCCUUCGCCAUCAGCUCAUACAGUCGCAGCAGAGCAGCGUAUGAGGCUGGUGUGUUUGCCAAGGAGAUUGUUCCGGUUAGCAUUCCCCAGAAAGGCAAGCAGGACGUGGUGGUGUCCGAAGAUGAGGAGUGGAGGCGCGUGGACUUCAGCAAGGUCCCCAAACUGAGGCCGGUGUUCCUGAAGGAGAACGGCACGGUGACUGCAGCAAACGCCAGCACUCUGAACGACGGCGCUGCGGCUCUGGUGCUGAUGACGGCGGCGGCGGCAGGCCGCCUGGGCGUGGUGCCGCUGGCCAGGAUUGUGGCCUUUGCAGACGCUGCAGUGGCUCCCAUCGAUUUUCCCAUCGCUCCUGCCUUCGCCGUGCCAAAGGUGCUGAAGGCUGCAGGGCUGACCAAGGAGGACGUUUCCAUGUGGGAGAUCAACGAAGCCUUCAGCGUGGUGGUUCUAGCCAACAUCAAGAUGCUGGACAUCGACCCCACCAAGGUCAACAUCAAUGGGGGGGCAGUCUCUCUGGGACACCCCAUUGGGAUGUCUGGAGCGAGGAUCGUGGGUCACAUGGUCCACAACCUGAAAACUGGUCAGUUUGGGCUGGCGAGCAUCUGCAACGGAGGAGGCGGAGCCUCUUCCAUUCUGAUUCAGAAGCUUUGAAGAAAGCCUUUGGGUCUGCGGCGUCUGUUACGGCUACAGUAGCCUUUAGUCACACUCCUUUGUUUUAGAGCAACAGUUCAGGUUUGAGAAAUAAAGAGUUUGAAGAGCUGGCUUUGACCUGCUGCAGACU